Gekko japonicus is the source of this 1797-nucleotide messenger RNA. RefSeq names its product heterochromatin protein 1, binding protein 3 (gene HP1BP3). Gene Ontology annotation, biological process: nucleosome assembly; heterochromatin organization. The record is from RefSeq and is a predicted model, not a curated record. Gene Ontology annotation, cellular component: nucleus; nucleosome; chromosome. Lineage: Eukaryota; Metazoa; Chordata; Lepidosauria; Squamata; Gekkonidae. The transcript is spliced from 12 exons. Gene Ontology annotation, molecular function: nucleosome binding; DNA binding. Bases 1 to 1797 code for a protein of 598 amino acids.
AUGGCUGAGACCCUCGCCUCCAAAGAGGUAGCGCGAAAACGCGCGCGUCCCCGCGCUUGUUUUUGUUUCGGCCGUAGCCGCCGCCAGAAAGAGAGCCUACAAACGGCGGUCCGGAGAGCGCAUGCGCGCGGGCGCGGUGCCGAUUGGGUGCCGCCGCGGAACGAGGGAGGUGGAACCGCCGCCUGGUGUUCGAAAGAUGCUCGCGGCCCGCCAUUGGCCCGGCGCGGCGGUAGCCCCGCCCCCUCUUUCCGCGGAGUCCGUCCGGUUCCGCCGCCGCCAUUGUUAGGGGCUCCGCUGCUUUGUGUCUUGCGCGCCGAGAGGGGCCCCGAGUCGAAGGCCGAGGACGGCACCAUGCCAAUCCGCAGGGCUGUGAAUUCUGCUGCUCGGGAAACCCCUCCCAAAAGCAAGCCUGCUGAAGCGGAGGAGCCCAAGCCAGAUCCCGAUGUCAGUUCAGAAGAGUCUGCCUCCACUGUGGAGGAGCGAGGGAAUGAAACGCCUCCCGCCACGUCGAGUGAGGCGGAGCCCCCCAAGGAGCCCGAGGCCGGAGAGAAGCCUGCCGAGAAGCCUGCCGAGGAAGCCCAGAAGGAGGAGAAGGAUCCAGCGAAAGAGAAGGAGAAGAAAGUGAAGAAGACCAUCCCCGCCUGGGCCACCCUCUCGGCCAGCCAGCUAGCCAGAGCGCAGAAGCAGACGCAGAUGGCGGCGUCCUCCCGCCCCAAGAUGGAUGCCAUUCUGAUCGAGGCCAUUAAGGCAUGCUACCAGAAAGGUGGGGCGUCGGUGGUGGCCAUUCGGAAGUACAUCAUCCACAAGUAUCCUUCGCUGGAACUGGAGCGGAGAGGCUAUCUCCUGAAGCAGGCCCUGAAGCGAGAGCUGGAGCGGGGAGUCAUCCGACAGGUGAAAGGAAAGGGGGCCUCUGGGAGUUUUGUGGUGACCCCAAACUCAGGGAAAACGGCUUCAAAAUCCAGAGAUCGGAAGAGGAGCGCCUCGGUCGCCAGCCCGGAACAACCUGUGAAGCUGGAAGACGUCCUCCCACUGGCCUUCACCCGCCUCUGUGAGCCCAAGGAGGCCUCCUACAGCCUGAUCAAGAAAUACGUCUCUCAGUAUUACCCCAAGCUGAAGGUCGACGUCAGGCCCCAGUUGCUGAAGAAUGCCCUGCAGAGAGCGGUGGAGAAAGGCCAGCUGGAGCAGAUCACCGGCAAAGGGGCUUCCGGGACAUUCCAGCUGAAGAAGUGUGGGGAGAAGCCGCUGCUGGGGGGGAGCCUGAUGGAGGACGCCAUCCUCUCUGCCAUCGCAGCCAUGAACGAGCCCAAGACCUGCUCCACCACGGCCCUGAAGAAGUAUGUCCUGGAGAAGCAUCCGGGGACAAACUCCAGCCUGCAGGUCCACCUGCUGAAGAGGACCCUGCAGAAGUGCGAGAAGAAUGGCUGGAUGGAGCAGAUCUCCGGGAAGGGCUUCAGCGGCACCUUCCAGCUCUGCUUCCCUUACUACCCCAGGGUGCAGAAGCGGCCCCCGCCGAAAGCCCGGAGCAGGGCCCCUCCGGUGAAGCGGCGAGAGGCCAAGCCCAAGCCACGCAAGGCCCCUGCGGCGCACCGUGGGAAAGCCCGGCCCCCGCCCGUGGUCAAAGCCCCUGCCAAGAAAGCCAAGCCCACACACCCCCGGGCUGCUGCCAAGAAGCCCCCCCGCAGCCCCAGCAGCAGUCCCACCCCUAAGAAGCCAGUGGUCAGCCCCAGGAAGGAGGUGAAGCCCCCCGCCAAGAAGAGCAAGCCCACCAUGCGCAAGUCCCUGAGGGUCAAGAAGUGA